This is a messenger RNA of Anguilla anguilla (European eel), 3113 nucleotides long. RefSeq names its product protein asteroid homolog 1-like. Bases 106 to 2349 code for a protein of 747 amino acids. Lineage: Eukaryota; Metazoa; Chordata; Actinopteri; Anguilliformes; Anguillidae. The transcript has 5 exons. The record is from RefSeq and is a predicted model, not a curated record.
AAUAACCUAACGCUGAAAACUAUUGCUCUUAUAUUCUAAACAGUACGGUAAAAUGUCCCCUUUCGGUAAGUUUCGUUUUCCUGCAGUGAGAUAACGCUUGGCUGUAUGCUGCUCACAAGCAUCAUGUGGACUCAGGAUUUUCUCAAGUACAUGGCUGAAAGCACAGAUUUUUUUAUUGAUCUGCAUUUAAGAAACACCACACUUGUCAUCGAUGGCAACAGUUUGUACCGCAGACUGUAUUUAGUUUCAUGCUUUGAUCAACAGCGUGGGGGAGAAUAUGAAUCCUUUUCUCAUCGCAUCCGUAAAUUUUUUAGGGCCCUCUUCCUCUGUAACAUACGCCCCUUUGUUGUGCUGGAUGGCAGUAUGGAUCACACCGACAAGAAGUUCAAGAUUCUCAAGCACCGAGCCCAAACUAACAUUACAGUGGCUCACGCCCUGUCAACAGGAUCUCGGGGGACAAUCCUACCUGUCCUUGGUAAAACUGUGUUCAGGCAGGUCCUGUCUGAAAUGCAGGUGCCAUUUGUUCAGUGCAUUGCAGAGGCUUCGAGGGAAAUAGUGUCCCUGGCCAACCAGUGGAAUUGUGCAGUGCUGACCAUGGACAGCAUCUUCUACAUCUUUGAUUUGAAGGGAGGGUGUAUCCCCACAAAUUAUUUUUGCUGGGACAAUGUGAAAGCGUGUAAGAAGACUUCGGAGAGGUACAUAGAUGCUCGGCUCUUCUCCAUCAAUAGAUUCUGUACACACUUCAACCACAUGAAUAAAGAGCUUCUACCACUGUUUGCUACCAUGGUCGGUUAUACUGCCAUGGCUAGCCAUGAUUAUACUAAUCUACAACACAUCAUGGAGACAUUCUUCAUCCAGGCCAAUUUCCCAGAAGGGCCACGCAAGUCCAAAGAUAGGACCCAUGAUUGCAUUGACAGCCUCCUUCACUGGUUGGCUCAGUUCACAGGUCCACAGGCGGCCCUGAAAGGGGUGCUGGAAGUUCUUGGAGGUGCCCACAGUAGAAGGUAUGUCCACUCCCUCCUCUCCUCUGGAUUGAAGUACUACCAGCUCUCUGCCAGCAACCUGGUCCCAUUCUUCACAGAGGGAGCCCCACAGUCCAACAUGCCAGAUGGCAUUAGGGCCUUGCCAACAUGGAUCCUCCUGGCACUGGCUAAGGGGCAAUUGGGCUUCUUCAUCCUAAAUGUACUGGUGUUGCGAAGAGUGAUGCUGUACAGUCAAGUUGAGGAUUUCCAGCUGCCAAGUUGCAACACAACCUCACAUCCCAUUCGCCAGGUUCUAUACAGCCUGUUACUUCAUGGGAAGCAGAAGCAAACUGACAGAAAGAUGAGCCUUGUGGAUGCAAGGGUGAACUUGUGUUCUGCUUACUGUGUACAGGAGUUUGGGAGACAGGGUCUGUUUCUGAAGCCAUCUUCUGUUCCUGCUGAGCUGAUAAAAACUGUUCUGUACCUACCUUUGGAGAGCCUGAACAAGGUGUGGGUCCAGAUCCGGCUUGAGUUCCUAUUGGAGACUCUGAAAGUGAAACCAUCUUUGCUACGGCUGGUGCCCUCUCACCUACAUCUACCUGUGUGCGUAACCUGUUUUUGGCUGACUCAUGCUGAGCCCAGGCCAGAUCUGCAGCAUCUUCAAGCAUUGCUGUUGGGAUUUGUGUUUGGAGAGCUCAGUCGAGUGAAAAUCCAAGAAGGACAGACCAAGUGGGGCCGGGACCUGGCGGCAGUCUGGAAGAGGCUGAACCAGUUGCGGGUGAAAAGACAGAGAGACAAGGGGCCUGACCCAGGUGUGGCCCACACUUUUUGCCAAUGGCAAUCCUGCCUCCGGAUGAGCCUUCUCCUGAACCAGCUGCUCUGCUUUCCUCUGCCGGAGCCUGAGUGUGCCUGGUUGUACAGGGGGACACUGGUGCACCAAGUGGUGAAGGAGAUGAAAGAGGGAAAGGCCCCAGAAGACCUGUUGCAGGGACCCCAUCUUCCUGGACAACUCUUCAGAGACCUGAUGGGGGCUGUACAGAGCUCUGUGGGUGCAGGCUUCUUCACGAAAAAGUGGAGGAAGACAGGCCAGCGACAAGCUCAAGAGCAGCAGCAGAAUCAUACAGAGAGUCCCCAGGCCACCCAAGACACCAGCAACAGCUCUGCACAGCUGGAAUGUGACGAUGACAGAGAAAAUGAAGAUAAUUAUGAUGGUGAUGACCAUGGCGAUGAUUGCGAUGACGACGAUAGUAAUGAUGAUGACCAGGAAGAGGAUCAGCAGUGCUGGGAACCAGCCAGCCCAGUCCGAGUGCGAUUCGUGACCACGUGUCGGACUAACCGGACUCGAGACCGUGUGAGAGUGAGAAAACCACACCGGGUAAUGUGGUAAACAAAGACAAUCCCUUUGCCAUGCCAAUUUAACAACUGUCAAAAAUGCUAUGCGAUACUUUAUACGAUGCGUUACUUUAUACGAUGCGUUUUAACAGAAAUAAGAAUAUUGUAAUUGGCCUAAUAGAGUGUAUUGUUGGAACCACUGAAAAGUAUAGCAGAUUAUGCACAGCAGUAAAAAGCCUUUUGACUAUUGUUCUAAUCUGCCCUUUGGCUCAACAAUGCUCAGGGAUACCACCAAAACCUUUGUUCAAGAAACCAGAAUUACCAAGAAUCCACAUCAUUGCAAUAUAAUUGACCUCAGAUGCCUCACUGAUUUUAAUCAGAAAUAACCACCAUUAAAGCAUGAUCUUUACCUUCCGCCUGUGUUAGAACUACAAAGACCCCAACAAGAUGGGAUUGUCUAGGUCCACUGAGUUUGGGAAAAGUUUUUUCAGUCAAAGCAACAGCCUUGUCGAAUUCUGUAUUAUUUAUUAUGGAGUAUUAUGUAGUGUACAAGUCUCAGGGUUUGCAGAAAACUAAAGUAUGGAUCAAAACAAAGAAAUUAUGUGACCAUUAAUAUUUUACAUUGUAUAGUGACCAAGUAAUUUACAUGGAUGUGUGUGUGUAAUGCAAUAUUGCAUUAUGCAUCUUUUAUUUAGUUUUCCUGCCCAUGGAGAACAGGCAAAAUUUUGCUUUAUAGCCAACUCUGGUGAGCUUGAUGCGAUUGUGCAACAACACAUAGAAUACAAUAAGGAAAAUAAAUAAGGUGUAUUCAAUCUUUUA